This is a messenger RNA of Platichthys flesus (European flounder), 8387 nucleotides long. RefSeq names its product ubiquitin specific peptidase 32 (gene usp32). Gene Ontology annotation, cellular component: Golgi apparatus. Gene Ontology annotation, molecular function: calcium ion binding; cysteine-type deubiquitinase activity. Gene Ontology annotation, biological process: protein deubiquitination. The transcript is spliced from 34 exons. The record is from RefSeq and is a predicted model, not a curated record. NCBI's taxonomy places the organism in Eukaryota, Metazoa, Chordata, Actinopteri, Pleuronectiformes, Pleuronectidae. The coding region runs from base 44 to 4888 and encodes 1614 amino acids.
ACUCAACACCUCUCUCCUCACGUCGCAGUGAAAUGAGGGGAGCAUGGGGGCCAAAGAGUCGAGGAUAGGGUUCCUGUCGUAUGACGAGGCCGUCAAGAGAGUCACUGAUGUGGAAUUGAAACGGCUGAAGGAUGCCUUCAAGAGAACCAGCGGCCUCUCCUAUUACAUGACUCAACAGUGCUUCUACAGGGAAGUGCUGGGAGAUGGAGUUCCCCCUAAAGUUGCAGAGGUUAUUUACACCUCGUUUGGAGGCUCAUCUAAAGGACUACACUUCAACAAUGUGAUCGUGGGCCUGGUGCUUCUGACCAGAGGACGCGAUGAGGAGAAGGCCAAAUACCUCUUCAGCUUGUUUGCCAGUGAUCUGGGCGGAUACGCUGCCAGAGAAGAUAUAGAGGCAGUUCUCCAGGUCCUGGAUGGAGAAAUUCCCACCUCCCUCAAGAAAUGCUUCAGCGAGGGGGACAAGGUGAACUACGAGCGCUUCAGGAGCUGGUUGCUGCAGAACAAGGAGGCCUUCACUUUGUCCCGAUGGCUUCUCUCUGGAGGAGUGUGUGUCACACUCACCGAUGACAGCGACACACCCACCUUCUACCAGACCCUGGCCGGCGUCACACACCUGGAGGAGACGGACAUUAUAGACUUGGAGAAGCGCUACUGGCUGCUGAAAGCGCAGUCAAGAACUGGCCGCUUUGACUUGGAAACCUUUGUCCCACUGGUCUCUCCACCUAUCCAUGCCUGUCUGAGUGAAGGCCUGUUUCACGCCUUUGAUGAGAAUCGGGACAAUCACAUCGACUUUAAAGAGAUCUCUUGUGGACUCUCAGCAUGCUGCAGGGGGCCCGUUGCUGAGAGGCAGAAAUUUUGCUUCAAAGUGUUCGAUGUGGAUCGUGAUGGUGUUCUGUCUCGAGAUGAACUCCAUGAAAUGGUGGUGGCCUUGCUGGAGGUGUGGAAGGACAACCGCACAGACACACUCCCUGAGCUGCACAGUAGCGUGUCAGACAUCGUUGAGGGUAUCCUGAAGAUGCAUGACACAACCAAGCUGGGUCACUUGACUCUGGAGGACUACCAGAUAUGGAGCGUAAAGAGCGCAUUGGCCAAUGAGUUUUUAAACCUUCUUUUCCAGGUUUGCCACAUAGUCCUGGGGCUCAGACCUGCCACUCCUGAAGAGGAGGGACAAAUUAUCAGAGGCUGGUUAGAGAGGGAGAGCAGACAUGGGCUGCAGCAAGGCCAGAACUGGUUCCUCAUCUCCAUGGUGUGGUGGCAGCAAUGGAAGGACUAUGUCAAAUACGGCAGUCCCUGCUGUUGUCUUCCUGUCCAGGAGCAUAAGGGCAUCGUGGUGGAGCAGCCAUCCAUCCUGAGCUCACUCAGAAGUCCGAUGGCCACGGCCACCAUAGAGCCCGCCCCUCCGGAUAGACUGGGAGGACUGGGAAACUUCAGCGCUGUCAGCCCCACUGAGGAGAGGUCACCUGAUGCUGUGUCCAGUGCCUCAGAAGCCACAGAGACUGCAGCCCUGAGCCCUUAUGUAGCUCCGUCUGCUACAGAGAGCUGUUUUGCCCGUCAGCACAACGUAUCAGACAACAACAAUCAGUGUUUUUCUGGAGCCAAUGGACACCUCCCCUCCCAGGUGGCAGCACAAAGACCUGGAGCUAUCGACAACCAGUCUCUGGUCACCACCGACCCAAUGAAGGCCCCCACGUUAACCAUGGAGGGUGGCAGGCUGAAGCGCUCCCGGCAGCUGGUGCCUGAUGGAGACUUUGAGACGGUGCCAGAGCCGGUGUGGCGGGCGCUCUACCACUGGUACGGUGCCAACCUCAGUCUGCCGCGUCCGGUUAUCCUGGAGAGCAAGACGGGCCACGCAGAGCUGGAGCUCUUUCCCCGCUACAUCCUCUUCCUCCGCCAGCAACCAGCAACGCGCUCCCCACAGUCCAACAUCUGGGUCAAUAUGGGUAUGACCAGCCUGCGAAUGUUCCCUCCACAUAUAAACCCCCCAAGAGCAGGUAAUGUUCCAUCCCCCAAUGCUCCUCUCAAGAGGCUGCUGGCCUACACGGGCUGCUUCAGCCGUAUGGCCACCAUCAAGGACAUCCACUUCUACCUGUCCCAGAGACUCCGCAUCAAGGAGGAGGACAUGAGACUCUGGCUCUACAACAGUGAGAACUAUCUCACCCUCCUGGAUGAUGAAGAUCACACACUAGAGAGUCUGAAGAUCCAUGACGAGCAGCAGCUAGUUAUAGAAGUCAGGAACAAAGAUAUGAGCUGGCCUGAGGAGAUGUCUUUCAUUGCCAACAGUAGUAAGAUGGACAGACACAAAGUUCCCACAGAGAAAGGAGCCACUGGUCUCAGUAACCUUGGCAACACCUGCUUCAUGAACUCCAGUAUCCAGUGUGUGAGCAACACCAAGCCACUCUCAGACUACUUCAUCUCAGGGAGACAUCUCUAUGAGCUCAAUAGAACCAAUCCCAUUGGGAUGCGAGGUCACAUGGCCAAGUGUUACGGCGACCUGGUGAUGGAGCUGUGGAGCGGCACACAGAAGAAUGUGGCUCCCCUCAAACUCAGAUGGACGAUAGCAAAGUAUGCCCCACGGUUCAAUGGCUUCCAGCAGCAGGAUUCCCAGGAGCUGCUAGCGUUCCUGCUGGAUGGUCUACAUGAAGAUCUAAACCGAGUCCAUGAGAAACCUUAUGUGGAGCUGAAGGACAGUGAUGGCCGUCCUGACUGGGAGGUGGCCUCUGAGGCAUGGGAGAACCACCUGCGCAGGAACCGUUCCAUCGUGGUGGAUCUGUUCCACGGUCAGCUCAAGUCUCAGGUGAAAUGUAAGACCUGUGGCCACAUUAGCGCACGCUUUGACCCUUUCAACUUCCUGUCACUACCCCUGCCCAUGGACAGCUCAAUGCAUCUGGAGAUCACAGUUAUUAAACUGGACGGCUCCACACCUGUGCGCUAUGGCCUGAGGUUGAAUAUGGAUGAAAAGUACACAGGACUGAAGAAACUGCUGAGUGAACUUUGCAGUCUGAAGCCGGAGCAGAUCCUUCUGGCUGAGGUCCACACCUCCAACAUCAAGAACUUCCCUCAGGACAACCAGAAGGUGCGUCUGUCAGUAAACGGCUUCCUGUGUGCGUUUGAGAUCCCAGUGCCAGGUUCACCAACGUCCCUGAGCUCGCCCACACUGACAGACAUCACCCCAGUGGCCAAUGGCUCAGCUGCUAAUGGGCACCUUGGCAAUAAGUCUGUCCUCAUCCCUAACGGUGGGCCCAGCACUUUGGUGCCCUGCAGCCCUGACGCGCCCCUCACCUGUGGAGUCACAAACGGACACAUCACACCGUUGCAGGAAAGCCCGUUCAUUGGAUACAUCAUCGCCAUGCACAGGAAGAUGAUGCGCACGGAGCUGUACUUCCUGUCAUCUCAAAAGAAUCGGCCCAGUUUGUUUGGCAUGCCCCUCAUAGUUCCCUGCACUGUCCACACCAGUAAGAAAGACCUGUAUGACGCCGUCUGGAUCCAAGUCUCCCGUCUGGCCAGCCCACUCCCGCCACAGGAAGCUAGUAACCAUGCCCAGGACUGUGAUGACAGUAUGGGCUACCAGUACCCCUUCACUUUGCGGGUCGUGGGUAAGGAUGGUAACUCGUGUGCCUGGUGUCCCUGGUACAGGUUCUGUCGAGGCUGUACAAUAGACUGCACAGAGGACAGAGCCUGUGUUGGGAAUGCUUAUAUAGCCGUGGACUGGGACCCCACUGCCCUGCACCUCCGCUACCAGACCUCCCAGGAGAGGAUCGUGGAGGAGCACUGCAGUGUGGCGCAGUCCCGUCGGGCCCAGGCUGAGCCCAUCAGUUUGGACAGCUGUCUGAAGGCCUUCACCAGUGAAGAGGAGCUGGGAGAGGACGAACUCUAUUACUGUUCCAAGUGCAAGACCCAUCGGCUAGCCACGAAAAAACUGGACCUCUGGAGGCUGCCACCCAUUCUGAUUGUCCACUUGAAGCGCUUCCAGUUUGUUAAUGGUCGCUGGAUCAAGUCCCAGAAGAUUGUCAAGUUCCCGCGGGGGAACUUUGACCCCAGCGCCUUCCUGGCUCCAAGAGACCUGGAGCAGCACUCCCUCCACUCACGUAGUGAGAGUGAGGAUCUACUGAGGGUCGGAGAAGACAACCUGUCCUCCAUCUCUGCUCCUGCUGGCUUCUGCAACCUCCCCAAAGCCUCCCCUGCCUCGAGCAGGAAGUCAGCUCCUUCUCUCAGCCGGACCAGCAGCCCCUCCAGUAGCCCCAAGAGCGGAGGGCGAAGGCCCGGCCGACUACGCCUGCCUCCGCUGGGCAGCAGACACCGCCUGUCUAACAGCAAGGAGAACCUGGAUGCAGUUGCAAAUCCGGAGGCUGAGCCCCGGGAGGAUGCUCCACAGGCAGACGCAGAGGGGAGUGCAGUAGCAGGGGUCAUGGGCCUUUCUGGAUCAGCAGAAACAAACGCAUCAGAGUCAGUGUUCAGUACUGAGGCAUCCAGCAGCCACUGUGAUGUGGUCUUGUUGAACGGUGAUACCAACGGGAUGAGCUCAGACUGCAGCACUGAGAGCAACAUGGAUGCCGACAACUCGCUGCUUGAGCACAGAGACAACAUGUGUCUGGACGACAUCUACAACCUCUAUGCAAUAUCAUGCCAUUCAGGAAUCAUGGGAGGAGGCCACUAUGUGACGUAUGCCAAAAACCCCAAUGAUAAGUGGUACUGCUACAACGACAGCAGUUGUAAGGAAGUGCCCUCGGAGGAAGUCGACACCGACUCAGCCUACAUCCUCUUCUACGAGCAGCAAGGUGUAAACUACUCCCAGUUCCUGCCAAAGAUCGAUGGCAAGAAGAUGGCCGACACCAGUAGCAUGGACGAAGACUUUGAGUCUGACUACAAGAAAUACUGUGUCCUCCAGUGAUGGCGCAUUGUCUUCCAUCAGCCAGCACUACACCUGCUCUCUGCUGCCCCCUGCUGCUCUUGGCAGGAAGCACCAGACAUUCUGAUCAAUCUGAAGAAUUCUCACAAACUGCUAAUGACCAGAGUCAGACAGCGCUCUCUGUCUUUAGGGAUGCGUCGCAGCACUUUCUACACUUGAUCGCAAACAUGGAUUAGUGCAACGGUUUGCCCAGACAACAUGGAAGCCCCGGUGAAAGCACUAAACUGGUGCACUUUGCUCAACUCCUGCCCCCCUUCCUUCCUCUCCUACUCCUCCUCCUCCUCCUCACGUGAAAAACAUCCGCCAUAACAUACAUGUAACAUAUACUCGCAUACUAACACAUCUCUGAAUGUAUGCCAGUAUGGCAAAGUCAUGAAGUGAUGUUGCUUUGUUAUUGUGCAUUUAUCAUUUGUGAUGUCAGAGUGGAGAAAAAAAGACAACUGGAGUUAACGUGUGAUCUGAGCCAGGAUAUCUUACCUGCAGAAGGAAAAUAGUAAGACUACGUAAUGCUUUCUAUUUGUAAAUGCACAGCCAGUGAUUGAAGACCCUUUUAAUGCCAAGUGUAAACAGAGCCCAAACCGUGUGCGUGGAUGUCACAUUUGGUGCCACAAGUCAACAUGACGAUGGAAUUUGGUGUCUGGUAAACUUUUAAAAAAGUGGUUCUAGUAGUGAUUGUGUCACAAAGGAAGACUUAAGUCAUAUGCUACCUCAUUGCUUCUUGCAGCCGCUCAGCCACUUGUACUCUAAAAGUCUGACAGUAUUAAUAAUAUAAAAUGCGUCUUUCCUGUAGGAGACAUGGUACAAACAUUUCAACCCAAUAAAUCUGCCCCCCCUUAUUGGGGUAAUCACACACACAUCCAGAUGAAAUUAGGCGCUUUUGCCAAAACUGUUCCAUCCUGCAGCUGCCAUAUAUCAGUGUUGAUUUGUGCAAUGUUGAUCUGUGUGUAUCCAUAACUUCGCUGAGAAUCUCUGAAAAGCUUGAGCAGGAAUCUUUGAUUUGCUUAGGACAGGUGCCAUGAUUUCAGAAGAGACAUGCUUAUCAUAAUCAAUACACAAUGUAUGUUUGAUAUUUCUUUUCUUUUUAUACUGCACUUUUUUUUUAUAUAUAUAGAUUUGUUGUUUUGAAAACAGGCCUCAGGAGCCCCUUCGGGUCAGGGAUGAUAUUUAUCUCAAUGCCACACUUAGAGCAGUCAGGCUCAUGUCCACAGCUCUGUCUCCACAUGUACCUUUCACCCACUGCAGGUGAGAUUCAAACCCGUCCGUGACACUAAUGUUCGCCCCCUCCCAAAUAAGAAAGGAGAAAAAGAAGUGAUCAAAAAUGUAUUCACCUUCAUUUUAACAUUGUUACUUAAAGAGUAAUUUUAAAGAUCUGCUCCACAGAUUUGGCAUAACACUCCUCUAGAACCCCUGAACUUACCUGGACAGCUUAAAAAACAGGAAUCCAAAUCUGUGCAGCAGAAUCCAAGAGGUUGUCCUUUUUUAUUCCACAAAUUCUUAGUUAUAGUCAAAAUCUGGCUUCUACAUCACCUACAGUGCAAUUAAACUUAAGUUAGCUGCUAGUAGCCUCAAACCUGAACUCUCCAGGAGACACGAGGAGCAGGCUACAGAAUCUGAAUCAAGCUCUCUUCUUUCUAAAUCCACUCCCAAGAUUUUCUAAAUCAUAUUCUUCAGCUAAAACGCUGCUCCCUUAAAUUGAAGUUAAACAUAUGCCCAACAUAUCGACCGAGUAGAAGAUGGUCCAGUAGUAGUAGCAGUAGUAGUAGUGGUAGCAGCUGUAGUGUUCCUGGUGUUGCUGAUGGCGGUAUAUCCACUUGGCUGAACCUCCAAACCCACUCACAGUGUCAUGGAGUAACCCUGUAUAUCCCUGCAGUUGGGUGAGAAGUUGACUUUGCUAAAUAUCUUUUGAAGCUUCAGUAACACUGGAUUACUAACUGGGUAGAGUAGAGUCAUUUAUCAUAAACUAACUUUAUUCCUGUUCUUGUUCAUUGAUUUAUCUGGUCCCAUGGACCCAGAAUAGAAGUUAUGUCUAUGUGAACUCAUUGGUAGGUGAUUUGGUACAGUGAGAGACAGUCAUUUAAAUUAAUCACUAGGGUCAUAUCAUUUAUCAUAUGAUUAUAAUCCCACUAGAUUUCAACAAAUACAAGAAAAACACAACACAACUCCAGGACUUGAAGUAAAGGAAACUAUAACAACAUUUCAGAUCGGCUGAUGAUUUAAGUUUUUUGUUUAUACUUAAAAACUAACCAAAGUCCGUUGAAUCUGUUGAGAGCUAAGGCAUGUGACUGGACGGUAGUUAUAUCUGUUAUCUAAUCGUUCAUCACUGGACCCAACAGUUAGAUAAUAUAUUCCUUUUUUUUUCUUUUUCUUUGUGCUGAAUCUAAAUACCCGUUCAAUGUAAAUUCUAAACUCUGUUGCUCUUCUUAUCUGGAGGUAUGAUGUGACUGUUGAGGUUAGUUUGUAAUGAACAAACGCAUGUGUUGCUGUGCAGAGUCCUGCAGCAGAGAUGAUUCUGCUGUGUGGGACUCUCAUCACUGUGAACAGGCUGCGGACAGUUUCCCACUUUGUCUUCUAGAUCACAUGAGCUGGAUCGUUGUGUUCGGCCCUUUUAGCUGCUGUAUUUAUGAGAAGGUGGUGUCAUUAUGGACGUCUGUGAGUGGAGAGAUCUCUGUCACUGUUCCCUUCCUUUGCAGAUUACGUUUAUUGAACAAAUGGAAAUGUACAUACAAGGGCUCUCCUUGAAUGAGCUCUUUUUUUCCCUCCCUCCUUUGCACCGAGCUGUAGCCCAUGUCCAGUUUCUGUCCGUGUUUGUCAUCACAUGGCUCAAGGGGAAGCAUUUAACUAAGGAUCUGUCUCUUAAGUCCCCAAUUGGAAAUGUCUGCUUCCUUUAAUGUUGCAAUGGCUGUCUACUUAUUUUACUCCCCUCUGGCCCUCAAACGACUACUUGUGUGAUGCUAUGCUAACUACCCAUGUGGCUUCAACUGUAUCAGCAAGAAUACAAUGUUUAUAGUUGAGGGUAAUUUCAGCACAACUUUUAUAAUCCCGGAACAUAGAUUUUUCGGCCCAACGGAACUGAGCUCUGAAGCUGAAACUGGACAAAGCGGAUCGUGUAAAAUGCGGGGCUCAAAUCUGAAACCCCUCCCCCCCACCAGAAGAAAGGUUCAGGGUCGCAGACAGUGCAAUCUACUACUGAGCUAUCUGUCAGUAUCUGUAGCCUCUUUUUAUUUAAGUUCAUUUCUGUUGGAUCUGAACCAGACGUGUUAAUUUAAAGAAAUUUUUUUAAGGUGUUUGUUGAAAGAAAGUGACGUUGCACUGACAUGAAAACAUGUACAUAAAAAUGUGUUUUGUAAAUAAGCCAAUGAAAAGUAUGUGUUUGAAUAUGAACUGUACAAAAUACUGUACUUGUAGUUGUAUAUGGAGUGAUACUGUUGAUCUGUAACAAAAUAUCCAACAAACAAAUUAAAUUCUGCAGAGCAAAAAAUGA